AUGCAACGAAGGUAGAAAAAGAUUAAGAUAGUAUUUAUUGCGUAUUAAAUAGCUCUUUUCGUUUGCAUGCAAAACCAAGAGCAAAUGCAUACGUGAUGUGUCGUGUAAGUGACUGGAUUCGAGUGUCGCGCUUCCUGACUGUCAUCUUCAAAAAUACAACUUCACAGAUUCCGUGCCUGCGCUGUUUGCUGGGUAAACCCGAUGGUUGAAUGGCCGAAUAAGGAUGAAAGUAGAAAUGAAGUGGAUUUCCAAGCUGUCCCCCGCCCGGUGGGAACCUAGAAAUAUUAUUGAAUUAAUGUUGUAUCCACUUGAUAACAUUUUGAUUUUAUAUAUCGCAACGUAACUUUUACUUUUGUUUCAGCAGAGCAAGAACACCCAAUUCGAAGAAGUGCACCCGUAUGACAGUUGAUAAAUUACUAGGGCGAAAAGCGACUGAAGGCAAAUUGUCCUGUUCGUCGAUGAGGCAAAAAAUUCGUCGAUAACGAUUGUUGAAAAGUACUUUACUAAUCUUCUUGAUUGUACUUUUACCCAAAAAUUAACGAAUUAAGAUGUACUGUACACAACUUACCAUUACCAAAAUGAACUCCUGUUUCUCAUGUACAAAAUAAACAACUCUUGUUUCUAAUGUACAAGUUUCUCGGCGCUCCUGUAAGAACCCUCGAUUGUAUGAUGCGUGAAACUUCUCAAUUAUGUACCGAAGGUUGUCUCUGAUCUACAACGGCGAUG
Amoebophrya sp. A120 is the source of this 726-nucleotide messenger RNA. Lineage: Eukaryota; Dinophyceae; Syndiniales; Amoebophryaceae. The record is from the annotation of a GenBank genome assembly.